AGACUCACGUUACGAAAACUUCUCGCUCGUAUGCUGCCCUUGUCGUUGUUGUGGAUGAUUAAAGGUGACUGAGACAGUGAAAGAGUUAGGAUCCAUGGUUGCAGCGCCGCUCGCUCUAAUGACUUCUCCUAACACAUUCCAACCCUUGAUUGCAGACAAAUUCUUCACGAAUAGCAUACUCUCUCGUCCACCUGGAGCUUUUCCUGAGCGCAUCCCUUCGCAGACGUUCCCUGCGGAGGCAGAUCGUUACCUACUCUACAUCUACCCAGGAUGUCCGUGGGCACAGCGGGCAAACAUUACUCAUAAGCUCAAAGGCCUGCAGGAUGUCAUUCAGGUUGUGGUUCUCGAUAGUCUGGAGCCAGGGAAGGGAUGGUGUUUCUCUGGUGAAGGCCAAUUUGGCCACAGGAGGUGUCCCGUUUUUGGAUGCAAGUACCUGAAGGAGAUCUACGAGUUCGCAGCACCCUCGUACGACUGCCGUAUCAUGAUUCCAGCAUUACUGGACAAGCAGACCAAACGAAUCGUGAGUAAUAGCAGCGGCGAAAUCACCCGCAUGUUCAUAUCAGCAUUCGACGACCUGCUACCCCUCGCUCGGCGAGAAUCAAGCAAAGGCUCAGGAGGUCUCUUACCGGCACAGCUUCUAGCCCAGAUAGACGACUUCAAUGCUUUCGCAUACGACUCCAUCAAUAACGGGGCUUAUAAGACCGGCUUUUCCUCUUGCCAGAAGUCAUAUACUGAAAAUGUGACCCGGCUUUUCGACGGACUAGACCGAGUAGAGGCGCUGCUUUCACAGCCAGGUCACUCUCCAUAUCUCUUUGGAUCCCACGUCACCGAGGCUGACAUUCGGUUGUUCCCUGCGAUUGUCAGAUUCGAUGUUGUCUACCAUACGCUCUUCAAAUGCAACCUCAAGAUGAUAAGGUACGACUAUCCGCGCAUACAUGCCUGGCUUCGGAGACUCUACUGGGAUGAGAGUACCUCGCAUGCAUUCAAGGACACGACAUAUAUGCAAAUUAUUCGCGAAGGCUAUACGAGAGCUGCUGGAGAGACCAUCGUACCUAUCGGUCCACUACCCGACGUCGUUCCUCUCUCUCCGUGACGCUAUGCGAGCGAUUGAAGCCUGCUCUCACAGCGAUUCCGUCUGAUCCCACUUGCAUAUACAACGGCGUUCGGUGGCUUUUUCAUGAGACUAUUCCUACCAUGCAUGCAUAGUUACUAGCGGUUGCAUUCGCGGGCAUUUUCUUUUUAUGAGCACAAGAUAUCCAUGUAGUAUCCAGGAAUAUAGAUCGUUCAUUC
Molecule: messenger RNA, 1290 nt
Organism: Pseudovirgaria hyperparasitica
Lineage: Eukaryota; Fungi; Ascomycota; Dothideomycetes; Acrospermales; Acrospermaceae
Exons: 4
Coding region: 95-1093 (332 amino acids)
Cellular component (GO): cytoplasm
Molecular function (GO): glutathione transferase activity
Source: RefSeq, a predicted model, not a curated record